Eucalyptus grandis is the source of this 2796-nucleotide messenger RNA. RefSeq names its product receptor-like protein kinase 2. NCBI's taxonomy places the organism in Eukaryota, Viridiplantae, Streptophyta, Magnoliopsida, Myrtales, Myrtaceae. The record is from RefSeq and is a predicted model, not a curated record. The transcript is spliced from 2 exons. Gene Ontology annotation, molecular function: protein binding. The coding region runs from base 1 to 2796 and encodes 931 amino acids.
AUGGCAAAAAAGCUAAAAGUUUUGGACCUGAGAAACUGCAAAUGCUUAACAAGGACACCCGAUUUGUCGACUUCCCCGGAUUUGGAGAUAUUGAUACUUGCUGGCUGCUCCAAGUUAAUUACAGUUGAUUGCUCCAUUAGUAAGCUACAGCUCUUGAAAACUCUAAAUAUGGAUGGAUGUGACUCUAUUGAGGAGUUGCUUGAAGAGAUCUUGGACUUGUCAUGUACUCGUAUUUCUGGUUUACCAGACACAAUCACUCAUCUCUCUCAACUGGAAGAGUUACAUGUCCGAGAUUGUAGGGAUCUUAUGAGUGAAAUCCCAGAUGCAAUUGGCGAACUAUCCCACUUGAGGAUCUUGGACUUCUCUGGUACUUACAUUUUUGGUUUGCCGGCCACAAUCACUCAUCUCUCUUACCUAGAAGAGUUACGUGUUCGGGAUUGUAGGUAUCUUACGAACAAAAUCCCAAAUGCAAUUGGCGGACUAUCUCGCUUGAGGAUCUUGGACUUCUCUAGAACUAGUAUUUCUGGUUUGCCUACCACGAUUGCUCAUCUCUCUCAUCUAGAAGAGUUACGUGUCCAAGGUUGUUUUUAUCUAUCGAGCCAAAUACCAGAUGCAAUUGGGGGACUACCUCGCUUGAGGAUCUUGGACUUCUCUGGUACUUGUAUUUUUGGUUUGCCUGCCACAAUCACUCAUCUCUCUCACCUAGAAGAGUUACAUGUCCAGUAUUGUGGGGAUCUUACGGGUAAAAUCCCAUAUGCAAUUGGCAAACUAUCUCGCUUGAGGAUCUUGGACUUCUCUGGUACUUGUAUUUCUGGUUUGCCUGCCAUGAUCCCUCAUCUCUCUCACCUAGAAGAGUUACGUGUUCGGGAUUGUAGGGAUCUUGGUGGCAAAAUCCCAAAUGCAAUUAACAAACUAUCUAGCUUGAGGAUCUUGGAUUUCUCGAGUACUCGUAUUUCUGGUUUGCCUGCCACGAUCACUUGUCUUUCUCACCUAGAAGAGUUACAUGUCCAGGAUUGUGGGGAUCUUACGGGUAAAAUCCCAGAUGCAAUUGGCAAACUAUCCCAUUUGAGGAUCUUGGACUUUUCUAGAACUAGUAUUUCCGGUUUGCCUGCCACGAUCGCUCAUCUCUCUCACCUAGAAGAGUUACGUGUCCAAGGUUGUCGGAAUCUAUCGGGCCAAAUAUCAGAUGCAAUUGGCAAACUAUCCCGCUUGAGGAUCUUGGACAUCUCUGGAACUGGUAUUUCUGGUUUGCCUAUCAUGAUCGCUCAUCUCUCUCACCUAGAAGAGUUACGUGUCGAAGGUUGUCGAAAUCUAUUGAGCCAAAUACCAUAUGCAAUUGGCGAACUAUCCCAUUUGAGGAUCUUGGACUUCUCUGGAACUUGUAUUUCUGGUUUGCCUGUCACGAUCGCUCAUCUCUCUCACCUAAAAGAGUUGCAUGUCCAGGAUUGUGAGGAUCUUACAGAUGAAAUCCUAGAUGCAAUUGGCAGACUAUCUUGCUUGAGGAUCUUGGACAUCUCUGGAACUGGUAUUUCUGGUUUGCCUACCACAAUCUCUCAUCUCUCUCACCUAGAAGAGUUACGUGUCCGAGGUUGUCGCAAUCUAUCGAGCCAAAUACUAGAUGCAAUUGGCGAACUAUCCCGCUUGAGGAUCUUGGACAUCUCUGGAACUGGUAUUUCUGGUUUGCCUACCACGAUCGCUCAUCUCUCUCACCUAGAAGAGUUACGUGUCCAAGGUUGUUGGAAUCUAUCGAGCCAAAUACCAGAUGCAAUUGGCGAACUAUCCCGCUUGAGGAUCUUGGACUUCUCUGGAACUUGUAUUUCUGGUUUGCCUAUCACGAUCGCUCAUCUCUCUCACCUAGAAGAGUUGCAUGUCCAGGAUUGUGAGGAUCUUACAGGUGAAAUCCUAGAUGCAAUUGGCAGACUAUCUCGCUUGAGGAUCUUGGACAUCUCUGGAACUGGUAUUUCUGGUUUGCCUACCAUGAUCUCUCAUCUCUCUCACCUAGUAGAGUUACGUGUCCAAGGUUGUUGCAAUCUAUCGAGCCAAAUACUAGAUGCAAUUGGCGAACUAUCCCGCUUGAGGAUCUUGGACAUGUCUGGAACUGGUAUUUCUGGUUUGCCUACUACGAUCGCUCAUCUCUCUCACCUAGAAGAGUUACGUGUCCAAGGUUGUUGCAAUCUAUCGAGCCAAAUACUAGAUGCAAUUGGCGAACUAUCUCGCUUGAGGAUCUUGGUCUUCUCUGGAACUGGUAUUUCUGGUUUGCCUACCACGAUCGCUCAUCUCUCUCACCUAGAAGAGUUACGUGUCCAAGGUUGUCGGAAUGUAUCGAGCCAAAUACCAGAUGCAAUUGGCAAACUAUCCCGCUUGAGGAUCUUGGACAUCUCUGGAACUGGUAUUUCUAGUUUGCCUACCACGAUCGCUCAUCUCUCUCACCUAGAAGAGUUACAUGUCCAAGAUUGUUGGAAUCUAUCAAGCCAAAUACUAGAUGCAAUUGGCGAACUAUCCCGCUUGAAGAUCUUGGACUUCUCUAGAACCGGUAUUUCUGGUUUGCCUGCCACGAUCGCUCAUCUCUCUCACCUAGAAGAGUUACAUGUCCAGGAUUAUGAGGAUCUUACGGGUAAAAUCUCAGAUGCAAUUGGCAAACUAUCCCAUUUGAGGAUCUUGGACUUCUCUAGAACUAGUAUUUCUGGUUUGCCUGCCACGAUCGCUCAUGUCUCUCACCUAGAAGAUUACGUGUCGAAGGUUGUCGGAAUCUAUCGAGCCAAAUACCAGAUGCAAUUGGCAAACUAUCCCGCUUGA